Molecule: messenger RNA, 1042 nt
Organism: Zerene cesonia (dogface butterfly)
Lineage: Eukaryota; Metazoa; Arthropoda; Insecta; Lepidoptera; Pieridae
Gene: BORCS6
Product: BLOC-1-related complex subunit 6
Exons: 1
Coding region: 192-923 (243 amino acids)
Biological process (GO): lysosome localization
Cellular component (GO): BORC complex
Source: RefSeq, a predicted model, not a curated record
ACUGUCACAGUCAGCUGUCAUGGUAGUCGAAAGAGCAGAAAUUUCCACACAAAUUAUCGAAACGAAAUAUUUGCAAUUAAAACUAUUGUACAUAUCAAAAGUAAUUGCGUUUAUUAAUAAUAAUAAUGAUACAUUUGAUCCCGUAACUUGAUAGUAUUCAUAGGAUUGAUAAUUAAAGAUUAUUUAUAAAAAUGUCUGAUACUCCUGAGGUUUCGCCAACAGAACCUAUUAAAGAUAUUGUUGACAAACAACCAAAUAAAAAUGGAGAUGGAAAUGAUGAUAUUUCCUCUAAAAUGACUGCAUCAUACAGCGAAAUCUCAUUUAAUUCUGAUAAUGGUGAAAAUAGUGACAUCAAAGCACCUGGUCCAUCCAGACCGUACGAUUUACCAUCAGAAAAUCGUAAACAAGAAAAAAUGCCCCUAGACUUAGACGGACAUGUUCGCUACGUGGGCGAUAUGACUCAUUAUGUGGCUGACGAUCUAGAAUUUAAGAUAAAACUAUCAAGUCCGGUGACCAAGAAGGGUGAAACACCAGUAUUUAGUAGUUCCAGUGCAUCACGCUCAAGUACUCCUUCAGGAAAAUUGUAUAGGCAGAUACUAGCACCGCAAAUUGGACAAAUAGAUAUAACUGUUCUUAACGAUUUGGAACAUGAAGCUCAAAAAAUAGCACAAUCAGUUGAUAAUCUUAUAGAAAAUUUAUCUAGUAUUUUACAUUCCAAUUCCUCACUGACAGCUCAGAAUAUGGAGGUAUAUAAAGAUGCUGUAGCAAAGACAUGUGAUGCUAUGGACAAUAAUAUAAAAAGUAUGUACACUAUUCUAGCAAAAGGAGAAGAGGUGUCUCAGGCUAUGAUACCUGUGCAAGCCCAAGCAGCGAGAAUAGCAGAAAUCAAGAGAUUAUUGCAAGUGUUUGAAAGUUACUUUUAGUUAUUUAAAUUAAUACUUUGUAAAGUAAAAUAUGUAUGAGAGUGUAUUAUAACUUAUUUGUAUAACUUAAAUCUGUGUGAAAGCUAUUAUUUUAUAGUUUAAUAAAUAUAUGAAGCUUU